CCGCCCCCGCAGCCGGGGACAUGUCUAACCCCGGGGGUCGGAGGAACGGGCCCGUCAAGCUGCGCCUGACAGUACUCUGUGCAAAAAACUUGGUGAAAAAGGAUUUUUUCCGACUUCCUGAUCCAUUUGCUAAGGUGGUGGUUGAUGGAUCUGGGCAAUGCCAUUCUACAGAUACUGUGAAGAAUACACUUGAUCCAAAGUGGAAUCAGCAUUAUGACCUGUAUAUUGGAAAGUCUGAUUCAGUUACGAUCAGUGUGUGGAAUCACAAGAAGAUCCAUAAAAAACAAGGUGCUGGAUUUCUUGGUUGUGUUCGACUUCUUUCCAAUGCCAUCAACCGCCUCAAAGACACUGGUUAUCAGAGGUUGGAUCUGUGCAAACUUGGGCCAAAUGACAAUGAUACGGUUAGAGGACAGAUAGUAGUAAGUCUUCAGUCCAGAGACCGAAUAGGCACAGGAGGACAAGUUGUGGACUGCAGUCGUUUAUUUGAUAAUGAUUUACCAGAUGGCUGGGAAGAAAGGCGAACUGCCUCUGGAAGAAUUCAGUAUCUAAACCAUAUAACAAGAACUACGCAAUGGGAACGCCCAACACGACCAGCAUCUGAAUAUUCAAGUCCCGGCAGACCUCUUAGCUGCUUUGUUGAUGAGAACACUCCAAUUAGUGGAACAAAUGGUGCAACAUGUGGACAGUCUUCAGAUCCCAGGCUGGCCGAGAGGAGAGUCAGGUCACAGCGACAUAGAAAUUACAUGAGCAGGACACAUUUACAUACUCCUCCAGACCUACCGGAAGGCUAUGAACAGAGGACAACACAACAAGGUCAGGUGUAUUUCUUACAUACUCAGACUGGUGUGAGCACAUGGCAUGAUCCAAGAGUGCCUAGGGAUCUUAGCAACAUCAAUUGUGAAGAGCUUGGUCCACUGCCUCCUGGAUGGGAGAUCCGUAAUACUGCAACAGGCAGAGUUUAUUUCGUUGACCAUAACAACAGAACAACACAGUUUACAGAUCCUCGGCUCUCUGCUAACUUGCAUUUAGUUCUAAAUCGGCAGAACCAGUUGAAAGACCAACAGCAACAGCAAGUGGUAUCGUUAUGCCCCGAUGACGCAGAGUGUCUGACAGUCCCACGGUACAAGCGAGACCUGGUUCAGAAACUAAAAAUUUUGCGGCAGGAACUUUCCCAACAACAGCCUCAAGCUGGUCAUUGCCGCAUUGAGGUUUCCAGGGAAGAGAUUUUUGAGGAAUCAUAUCGGCAGGUCAUGAAAAUGAGACCAAAAGAUCUGUGGAAGCGAUUAAUGAUAAAAUUUCGUGGAGAAGAAGGCCUUGACUAUGGAGGGGUUGCCAGGGAGUGGUUAUAUCUCUUGUCACAUGAAAUGUUGAAUCCUUACUAUGGCCUCUUCCAGUAUUCAAGAGAUGAUAUCUAUACCUUGCAGAUCAAUCCUGAUUCUGCAGUUAAUCCGGAACAUUUAUCAUAUUUCCACUUUGUUGGACGAAUAAUGGGAAUGGCUGUGUUUCACGGACAUUAUAUUGAUGGUGGUUUCACAUUGCCUUUUUAUAAACAGUUGCUUGGGAAGUCAAUUACUUUGGAUGACAUGGAGUUAGUUGAUCCAGAUCUUCAUAACAGUUUGGUGUGGAUACUUGAGAAUGAUAUUACAGGUGUUUUGGACCAUACUUUCUGUGUCGAACAUAAUGCAUAUGGUGAAAUUAUUCAGCAUGAACUUAAACCAAAUGGCAAGAGUAUCCCUGUUACUGAAGAAAAUAAAAAAGAAUAUGUCAGGCUCUAUGUGAACUGGAGAUUUUUACGAGGCAUUGAGGCGCAAUUCCUGGCUCUGCAGAAAGGAUUUAAUGAAGUAAUUCCACAGCAUCUGCUGAAGACAUUUGAUGAGAAGGAACUAGAGCUCAUUAUCUGUGGACUUGGAAAGAUAGAUGUUAAUGACUGGAAGGUAAACACCCGGUUAAAACACUGCACACCAGACAGCAAUGUCGUCAAGUGGUUCUGGAAGGCUGUGGAGUUUUUUGAUGAAGAGCGAAGAGCGCGGUUACUUCAGUUUGUGACAGGAUCAUCUAGAGUGCCUCUGCAGGGCUUCAAAGCUUUACAAGGUGCUGCAGGCCCACGACUCUUCACCAUUCACCAGAUUGAUGCCUGCACCAACAACCUGCCCAAAGCCCAUACUUGCUUCAAUCGAAUAGACAUUCCGCCCUAUGAAAGCUAUGAAAAGUUAUAUGAAAAGCUGCUAACAGCCAUCGAAGAAACAUGUGGGUUUGCUGUGGAAUGACAGACUUCAAGGAUUUCCCCAGGACUCUAUUUAUACCCCGACCGCCAGCCUCCUUUCAGCAAAGUUUCGCGGAAUGCGGAAAUACAGGAAAAUGCCCACCCCCCCCCUUAAAAAGUUUUUUAGGACACUGUGAGGGGAAAGGACAAUUUUGAAAUUCCUUUUCAAGGAAAAAAAAAAGAGGUCUUUAUGCUUUGCCAUGAGGCCAUACUCAGCUGCUAUUUAAAAUUAAUAUCUUGAACCUAAAGAAUGCUGACUUUUCCUACAUAUCCAGAGUUAGGCAGUAUUCUACACUUAAAGACUACUACUAUUUUUAUAAAAGGUAAUCUAUUCAAAUCGCUCCACAGAUUUCAAGUCUCUCAAACAUCAAGACACCUUCAGCAGUCGGUACACAUCACAUUUCAUUUUGAUUGAAUACAUGAUUUUGAACAGCUCCUGUACUUGCUCUUUGUAAAAAAAGAAAUAAAAUUAUUUUGAAUUAUUCUACCUUUGUAAA
This is a messenger RNA of Callorhinus ursinus (northern fur seal), 2760 nucleotides long. It is a transcript of the gene SMURF2, whose product is annotated as SMAD specific E3 ubiquitin protein ligase 2. Gene Ontology annotation, molecular function: SMAD binding; ubiquitin protein ligase activity. Lineage: Eukaryota; Metazoa; Chordata; Mammalia; Carnivora; Otariidae. Gene Ontology annotation, cellular component: cytoplasm. Gene Ontology annotation, biological process: negative regulation of BMP signaling pathway; protein ubiquitination; proteasome-mediated ubiquitin-dependent protein catabolic process. The record is from RefSeq and is a predicted model, not a curated record.